UGACACCAUGAGCACGUGAGUAAUCCCAGGCUCACGUGACGUACACUUUUAGUCAUGGCCGACGACUACAGGCGACAGGGUUUCGAGUUGGAGAGAAGGAUAUUUGAGUUAGACAUCAAGUGUUCCAGUCUCAGAACUGAAAAGCAAGAUGAUGACUAUUUACAGAAUGCUUCUGCCAUACUAGAUAAGUUGAAAAGCUAUUACAGGCAAGGAGGGGAGAGUAGCAACCUUUCCAAGGUGCUUCAGGAUUACACACAGGUGAUCCUGGACAUCACAUUUUAUGAAGAGAAUAAACUGGUGGACCAGGAGUUCCCUGAGGACUGCUCACCUUUUAAAAUCCAGCAGCUGCUGCAAGACCUGACCGAGCCAGAAGUUUUGGCAGGGAGACUAGCACCAACACAAGAGGUGCAGUCUAUGUUGGGUCUUGAGCUGUUAGAAUGCCUCUAUUGGAGACGUGGAGCUCUGCUGUACAUGUACUGCCACACCCUUCAUCAACGAAAACAGUGGAUUAAGAAAAACAAGGACACAUUCCUUAAGUGUAUUCAGGAAGGGGUGCGCUACCUAAUGCGGAUGCUGCAGGUGAGAAACUCUGUGAAGCUCAACGAUGGGGUGGUGCUCCAUGACACUGCUACAGCAAGCUUCCUUUCUGAAGGCAUCUUCUCAGACACACACCUGUUGACGAUGAUGUACAUUGGGGAAAUGUGUUUCUGGGCGGUCAAGUACGAGGACUGCAGUGCUGACACAAUGGAUCGCAAAGAAGAUCGCCUUCAGUUUCGGGACAUUGGCACACAGAUCCUCAACAAAUACGUGCUUGCCUGUGAGGGCCCCCUGCAGGGCCAGGGCUGGAAUACAGAAAAUGCCAAGGAAAUCCUUAGUAUUUUACAGUGAGCCCAGCUGCCUCUGUAUUGAAGUUGCCCUCAGGCACCGAUCUAAGUUCAGUAUUCAAAUGUGUGUCAACCCCAAAUAAAAAUGCAAUUCAUCA
Molecule: messenger RNA, 982 nt
Organism: Pungitius pungitius (ninespine stickleback)
Lineage: Eukaryota; Metazoa; Chordata; Actinopteri; Perciformes; Gasterosteidae
Gene: rimoc1
Product: rab7a interacting mon1-ccz1 complex subunit 1
Exons: 6
Coding region: 55-888 (277 amino acids)
Biological process (GO): mitophagy
Source: RefSeq, a predicted model, not a curated record